ACCAUCGAGUUCCAAGUUCCAACAACAAUUACAAGCAGCUCUCUCAGUGACCACGCAAUCCCAAUUUCGUUUCAGUCUUUCAAUCGAACGUCAAAAUCGUAGGGGCAAUGUCGAUCAUACCUAGAUUUUUUGGUGGCCGACAAAGUAGUGUCUUCGACCCCUUCAAGGAUUUUCCCUUCCCCACUUUCCCUGAAUUUUCUCGGGAAAAUUCUGCGUUUGUGAACACCAGAAUCGACUGGAAGGAGACCCCAGAAGCCCACGUGUUCAAGGCCGAUCUUCCGGGGCUGAAGAAGGAGGAGGUGAAGGUUGAGAUAGAAGAUGACAGAGUGCUCCAGAUCAGCGGAGAGAGGAAUGAGGAGAAGGAAGACAAGAACGACACGUGGCAUAGAGUGGAGCGUAGCAGCGGCAAGUUCAUGAGGAGGUUCAGGCUGCCGGAAAAUGUGAAGAUGGAGGAGGUGAAAGCGUCCAUGGAGAAUGGGAUUCUUACGGUCACUGUUCCUAAGGUGGAGGUCAAGAAGCCUGAUGUGAAAUCCAUUGAAGUUGCUGGUUGAAGCAAUUGUAUGAUUGUACCAAUGAGUCUCUAAUAACUCUAAUGACUUUACCAUCACCAAAUACUUGUAUCAAAUGGAUUUGAGCACAGUGUUCAAAAAAAUCAAUUUUUUCUUCAAAUUUAGUAUAUGUCGAACAUUAAUUGUCAAAGUUCAAA
This is a messenger RNA of Alnus glutinosa, 706 nucleotides long. Its product is annotated as 18.5 kDa class I heat shock protein-like. The transcript has a single exon. NCBI's taxonomy places the organism in Eukaryota, Viridiplantae, Streptophyta, Magnoliopsida, Fagales, Betulaceae. Bases 108 to 551 code for a protein of 147 amino acids. Gene Ontology annotation, biological process: protein complex oligomerization; response to hydrogen peroxide; response to salt stress. The record is from RefSeq and is a predicted model, not a curated record.